AUGCUUCUAAAUGCGGUUGCCCUGCUGUUGGUUGGACCGUUAAGAACAGCUUUGAUCAUCGCCACAACGUUUACUGGGCCACCAUUCGAAAUCGUAGGACCGGAUAGCGGAUGUCCAAAAUUGAGUUUUGAAGAGUAUUUGAAGCCAGAUCAAUUGGUGGUCACCUUUAAAUACUACGGUAUUAAUCUACAUGAAGGUGGAUACAGCUGUAUGAUUAUGAUGCCAAUAAUUAAAGAUGGUUACGUUUCAUCAAAAUUUCGUGACUACUGCAAAGAGAUUGACACUCAACCAUUUAUCUAUAAAAGUAGCGGUGAACUACGAAUUAUUGCUGAGAUGUUAAUGUGGUUGGCAUCAAAAGCAAAUAUAGAAACACCGUUAAUGGUACCAUUGCCGACAAGACGAGUCGUUAUAGGCCAAAAUUAUCAGGCAGACAUUGUCAACGACUUACGAACAUUUACAGCUGAUACAUAUAUUUGUAAUAGAUUUUUUUCCCAGGCCGAACUAGAUAGGACUGCUCAAGGAGCAGAAGACAAAGCUACUAAAGACAAAGAAGAAGCUCUAUGGCGUGAAACAAUAUUCUACUAUGUUCUUGGCGGUAUUGGUUUGAUAGCUAUAAUCUGUAUUAUAAUUUGUGGUUCAACACCAAAAAAAGCUAGUCGUACAGAAGUUUUAUCCAGAAUUUAUUCCUCUCAAGUUCCAAGACGAGGUCAAUCAACAUAUGAUAUACCAUACUAUCAAUCAGGACCCACUUAUGACAGAUGUAAUUACUGA
Messenger RNA from Enterobius vermicularis (human pinworm), 771 nucleotides. The record is from the annotation of a GenBank genome assembly. Lineage: Eukaryota; Metazoa; Nematoda; Chromadorea; Rhabditida; Oxyuridae.